Hypanus sabinus (Atlantic stingray) is the source of this 1183-nucleotide messenger RNA. RefSeq names its product keratin-associated protein 5-4-like. Lineage: Eukaryota; Metazoa; Chordata; Chondrichthyes; Myliobatiformes; Dasyatidae. The record is from RefSeq and is a predicted model, not a curated record. The coding region runs from base 1 to 930 and encodes 309 amino acids. The transcript is spliced from 2 exons.
AUGUGGUGUCUCACAGUGUUUCGGGACCUGGACAGGGGUGUGUGGUGUCUCACAGUGUGUCGGGACCUGGACAGGGGUGUGUGGGGUGUCACAGUGUGUCGGGACCCUGUCAGGGGUGUGUGGGGUCUCAAAGUGUGUCGGGACCUGGACAGGGGUGUGUGGGGUGUCACAGUGUGUCAGACUCUGUCAGGCGUGUGUGGGAUCUCACAGUGUGUCAGGACCCUUCAGUGUUAUGUGGUAUCUCACAGUGUGUCGGGACCUGGACAGGGGUGUGUGGGGUCUCAAAGUGUGUCAGGACCCUGUCAGGGGUGUGGGAUCUCACAAUGUAACUGUAUCCUUGGAGGUGUGAGUUGGGAUUCACAGUGCAUCCGGACCCUUCAGAGUUAUGUGCUGUCUCACAGUGUGUCGGGACCUGGACAGGGAUGUGUGGGGUCUCACAGUGUGUCAGGACCAUGUCAGGGAUGUGUGAGUUCUCACAGUGUGUCAGGACCCUGUCAGGGGUGUGUGGGGUCUCACAGUGCGUCAGGACCCUGUCAGGGGUGUGUGGGGUCUCACCGUGUGUCAGGAUCCCGUCAGGCAUGUGUGGGGUCUCACAGUGCGUCAGGACAAUGUCAGGGGUGUGUGGGGUCUCACAGUGAGUCAGGGCACUGUCAGGGGUGUGUGGGGUCUCACAGUGUGUCAGGACCCUGUCAGUGGUGUGUGGGGUCUCACAGUGUGUCAGGACCCUGUCAAGGGUGUGUGGGGUCUCACAGUGUGUCAGCACCCCGUCAGGGGAGUGUGUGGGUCUCACAAUGUGUCAGGACCCUGUCAGUGGUGUGUGGGGUCUCACAGUGUGUCAGGACACUUCCAGGAGUGUGUGGGAUUUCACAGUGCGUUCAGACCCUGGCAGGUGUGUGUUGCUUCUCAGUGUGUGUCAGGAACCUAAAAUGAGUUUGUGGGGCAUCACAGAGUGUCAGGACCCUGUCAGAGACGUGUGGGAUCUCACAGUGUGUCAGGCUCCUGACAUGGGUGUGUGGAAUCUCACAGUGUGUCAGGACCCUGCUAGGGGUGUGUGGGGUCUCAGAGAGUGUCAGGAUCCUGCUAGGGGUGUGUGGGGUCUCAGAAUGUGACUGUAUCCUGUCAGGUGUGUCUGGGGUCUCACAGUGUAUCAGGACCCUUCAGAAUUAUCUGCUGUCCCACAGUG